CAUCUUUGAUUCAUUGAUACCCGAACUCUGUUUUCUUAUCUUAUUUCGACUUCCAUUCAAGCUUGGUCCGUCUCUUGUUGGUUUUUUUCUGUAAUCUGCUCUUCUCUUCUCUUCCUCUUUUCUCGUCGCAUCGCCAGACCCGCUGCAUCAUCAUGCCCGGCGCAGGCCAGGAUUCAGCACCCGUGCGAUCGCUGUCGGAUACGCCCAACAAUGCACCAGCGUCAGCCGCAGCCGGGGGACGAGCUGCCGAUGCUUCCAUCAACGGCGGCAUCACCUCGUCCCAGCAGGGCACCACCUCUCUGCCCAACAUCGUGACGUUCGUCUCCAGCAACCGCACAAACACAGGACGAAGCCUCGAAGCGACUCGCUCGGGCACAGGACGAAGCUUGGAAGCGACACGCUCAGAUGGCGCCCCUCGACGCAGCCUCUCAUACGCCCUGCGCCCACAUGCAGAGGUCUACUACGACUCGCGGGCCGGAACGCGCAGGGAGUGGAAGCGACGAGACCGCACGCUGAUGGACUACUACGGCAACAACCCCCAGCUGCUGCCCCAGCUGCCGUUUACGUGGCAUCACGGCUGGAAGCGCUGGCGGCUGUUCCUCUUCGCCAUCAUGGUCUUCAUCGACGGCUCCAUAGUGCCGAUCCUGCUCUACUACACGAUGCGAUACGCCGGCCAUGUCGCGGGCUGGAUCAUCUUUGCCGUCGUCACGACCAUCUGGGGCGGGCCGACAUAUGUCGAGUUCGCCAUCCGAACGCUGCGCCUCAUGAAGAAGGAGAGGUUCUAUCGUCCUCUAGGCACAGACAGCCGCUGGUGUUUUGACAUUCUGAACUGGACGUCGGUGCUCACCAUCACGGCCGUCACGGCCCUCUUCAUCGUCGGCAGUGCGCCGCACGAGGUCUGGCUGCGCGUGCUCUGCAUGCCAGCUCCGGCCAUCUUAUACUGCAUCGGCGGCGUGCUGGCUCUGAUUACGCUGUUCCACCUGAUGAAUUGGCCUGCUCCCUUCCGACUGAGCUCCACCGGCAAAGGCGAAAAGGUUCUCCCAGGGGUGUACUAUUUCAUCGAGGACGUUGUCGCAGUCAAUGCCGGCGCAGGUCGCCCGUUUCGAGAAGCUCUUGCGGCACGUUACCACGCCAGUCCCCGCUUCCGGACGAUGCUGCUCGUUCAGUCAUUGUUUUGGUCCAUUCCCGCUCUUGUCCUGGCAGCCGCCCUGACUGUCGUAGCUCUCCUGCAUCCCAUUCCAGCAACCGUUGCGUACGGAAUAUGCUGGGCCGUGCCAUUUAUAUGGUGUGCGAUCUGGGGCGCCAUCACCGUUGUGUGGUGCAAGCGGAGCAUGGUCCGGGAGAGACUGGAGUGGGAACAAGAGCAUCCUACCGAGAAACUCGAGGCAACGAGCAGCGAGCCUUUGGCGGCGGUAUAA
Molecule: messenger RNA, 1418 nt
Organism: Trichoderma reesei QM6a
Lineage: Eukaryota; Fungi; Ascomycota; Sordariomycetes; Hypocreales; Hypocreaceae
Exons: 2
Coding region: 153-1418 (421 amino acids)
Source: RefSeq, a predicted model, not a curated record